Asterias rubens (European starfish) is the source of this 2511-nucleotide messenger RNA. RefSeq names its product F-box only protein 7-like. Gene Ontology annotation, molecular function: protein kinase binding. Gene Ontology annotation, biological process: autophagy of mitochondrion; positive regulation of autophagy of mitochondrion. The coding region runs from base 192 to 1859 and encodes 555 amino acids. The transcript is spliced from 9 exons. Lineage: Eukaryota; Metazoa; Echinodermata; Asteroidea; Forcipulatida; Asteriidae. The record is from RefSeq and is a predicted model, not a curated record.
UACUGAGUGAAAGUUGGACGGCAUCUGUCAGAAAAAAAAACCUCAGCGGGAGACUGAUCUUGUCGUCGCUUGGUGGCGCUAUUUAAUGUUUACAAGAAGCUUCGUCGAAGCUUGUUAUGAAAUGUGUGAAUCUGCAUUUUGUCUCUGACAUAGAUUGUCUUAUUUCAAUCUGCAUACGCUGAAAAAACACCAUGAAGUUGAGAGUAAGACUCGAGGGUCGAACUCAAAGAGUAGAGUUCGAUACAGAUCCUACCAUUGAUGCAGUCAAAGGCACAGUCGCAAGUCUUUUUGGACAUGAUGUAGCUACUUUUGAGUUGAGUCUGAACGGUCGCGAGGCCUUGCAUGGGGACCCAGAGACACCUCUCUCUCACUUUGAUAUUGUGUCCGGUGAUCUGAUACGCAUCAUCAGGACUCACGAGGGAGCUGUUCAGUCAUCUGGCUUCUCAAACAAUCCUACAAGUAUCUUGCCGUCUCGAGCUGAAGGCGCUCCAAAGGUAUCAAGCCCUGAUCCUGUUCGUAUGGAAGUCGAGGAAGAGGAUCGGCGAAGUCUUAAUGCUCAAAGAGAGUUGAAAGAAACUUCAGAGACAAAUCGAACAACUGAAAUGCCCAAGUCCCAACCAUCUGCAUCAUGGAGGACUCCAGGGCAAGGCGGACAUGUCAUGGAGGAAGUGAGAGAUGAGGAGGAUACUCUGCCCAGGGCAGUCAAGGAGCCAAUGCUGUGCCGUAGUGCGACAGACUGUUUGAUUCCCCAGAGGUUGAAGGUGCUGUCUCUGGAGAACAGACCAAAGAGCUUGAAUGAAGCACUGUGCAUUGUUCUUCAUGUACUCAUGUUGGAGACGGGGUUCCACGCCGAGAUAUUAAAACAUUGCAGCAUAUGUAGCUCGUUGAACUCAUCAGCAGACCCCUCUCAAUCGACACCCUCAUCAUCGGACGAUCAAACGGAGGACGUACUCGCCGUCGUCCACGACGACAUCAGUGCAAACAUGCCUCACGGUUGGAGAGUCAAUGGCGUCCAUAAGCUGACUUACCACCAUCCGGCAUGUGAGGGCGCUGUUUGCUGUGUAGCGUGUGUACCAGUUGGAAGUCUGUUGGCAAUUCAUGGGGUGACAUCUGGUAAAGCUCGAUUUAAUCUACAGCUAAAGCCAAGUGACUAUGUAACAACAGUAGAUGAUGCUCAGCCACGGUAUACCAAUCUUCCCCAGGUGUCCAGACUCUAUAAAGAUGCAGUUGCUUAUCCUCUGCUGCUGACGACAAGAUCAGAGCUGGGUCUUGUUCCUCUAAAUGGUCUACUGGGUCUAGUUCCUGAAGUCCAGCUCCUGAUUCUGAGCUAUCUGGAUGCAACUAGUCUGCUUAAUAUUGCCGAGGUAUGUCAACAUUUCUACAACAUGGCCGCCGAUAUGUCGCUAUGGAGACAGCUCCUCCUCAGGGAUUUUGGAUGCAGGGACUCAGACAGUAAUCUCGAUUGGAAAGAGCUUUACAAACAGAAGUACAAGAACAAGAAGGAUCUUGAGAGAUACAGGAGGAAUCUGAUGGAUCGAUCGUUACCGGUCAGACCAGGGGUGUUCUUUCCUCCGCAACCGCUCUUCCCGACUAUGCCUGGAUACCCAUCAGGUUAUAGGGGUGGAAAUUAUGAUUUGGAUCCCUUCGCCGGUCUGGGCCAACCUCACGACAUUCCCAUCAGAAGAGAUCCAACCAUCGGGCCGUUUUCAAGACAACCCGAUAUCGUCCCAUUUCCGGAGCAAGCACCGGGCCGUGAUCCUCUUCUGAAUCCAUUGCCGCGAGUUCCCAACAGACGAGACCCUUUGGGCGGUAGUCGGGGCCACCGAUCUGGAGGCAACAAUCGAGGUUUCUUUUUCUAAGGACAGAACUGUUUCUCUACUUUGCUCAGACUUAUUUCUCUGUGAGGGACUUGAGAUGCCUCAGUAGUUGAAAGAAGUGUGAAUACGUGUUCAAUAUCUAACAGUAAAAAAAAAAAAAUAAAAAAUAGCAAGUCUGCUGCUGCCGUUCAUUUCUGAAGGCUUUUUUGUCGCUGUUCUCAGACCUAUAUGUAAAAAAACACAAUUUGUUUUUCUAUGCGGCGCAAUGUAACACAAAUUUAACCCAUUCAUUUACAGAGCACCAUGAAACAGUUUCCAAAGUGCUGUGGCGCUUUCAACAGUCACUGCCAGAAACACCGUGGCAUAACCCCUUUUCUUCGGGAUCAGUGUAACUGGGUUCUUUUACCACAUUUACCCAACACACGAUACCUACGGCUUUACGUCACAUCCAAAUGGUCAAGUGUCAUUCUAGAGGACACAAGUGUCAAGACCGGGACUCGAACCCAUAUUCUGCUGAUCAGAAACAUCCGAGCUCGAGUCUGAUGUGCUUGACUGCUCAUCAGCCACGAAACAAAUCAUUAAAGCCAUUGGACACUUCCUGAACAGUACAUAAUUAAAAGUUCUUAGAUUUAGAAAUAACUUUCAGGGUUUACAGAAGGUAAUGAUGAAAGACUUCCCUUGAAAUAUUAUUCCG